AUGGCAGUCUCAACAUCUUCUUGGAAGGAACUGAGAAGUGUUCUUGAUUCCGAUAAGAAGCUGUUGAAAAAGCCGAAUUUACCACUGAUGGCAAACCAGCUCAAUUCUCUCAGUCUUCGCAUGCAAGAUGAAGAGCUGCCUCGACACGCUGCUGUUUGUCAUGUAGAAGAAGCCCAUCUAUAUCAAAAAAUGGGAAAUCCUAACGAGGAGAGGAAGCAGUAUGCUACAGCGGCUAGUAUGCUCAACAAUACUAUACCUACAGAUAUGAUGAACAGAAGUAGAGGCUUGACAUCGUUGGAAGCUGCCAAAGCUUUAGUUGGAUGCAAUCAGUAUGAAAUGGCGCAAGAACAUGCUCAGCGAGCUGUUCGUCUCCUCGAAGGCGAAUUUUAUACCUACACUCGUGCUGUCUACUUGCUUGCCGAAAUCCACUUCUACUUGUCUGAGUGGGAGCACUUGCUGGCUGAUAUUGAUGACCUCUGGAUGAGCGUUAUGAAAACUCGACCGAAAAGUGUCGCGGGUCGAAGGAUACUCAAGGAUCUUGAAGUGAUGACAGUGUUAAUUUUGCAAAAGUCUCAGGUUCCUAGAAGUUUGGUGGCGGAAUCAUAUGUGACUUUCAGCAAGGACACAAUACCUCUACAGUAUCAGCACUAG
Molecule: messenger RNA, 651 nt
Organism: Strongylus vulgaris
Lineage: Eukaryota; Metazoa; Nematoda; Chromadorea; Rhabditida; Strongylidae
Source: the annotation of a GenBank genome assembly